Molecule: messenger RNA, 5367 nt
Organism: Tyto alba (common barn owl)
Lineage: Eukaryota; Metazoa; Chordata; Aves; Strigiformes; Tytonidae
Gene: EREG
Product: epiregulin
Exons: 7
Coding region: 4601-5035 (144 amino acids)
Biological process (GO): positive regulation of mitotic nuclear division; positive regulation of cell population proliferation; epidermal growth factor receptor signaling pathway
Source: RefSeq, a predicted model, not a curated record
GCUUCACUGUUUGCUCAUUCUUCCCUCAGCACUUUAGCGGUGUGCUGCCACAUGCACAAUUUCUGUUAUGCUAAAUGGUAUUUUCUGUGAUCAAUGUCUACUUGACAUCGAAAUACAUAGUCAAAUGUUGACAAAGGUGCCCUGUGUAUAUGAUAGAAAAUCUCUCACUUGAAUGUGCAUACCAUACCUUGUGCUGAUGCAGAGCUGAGGCUCUGACUUGGAUUUCAGGUGUUUUGGUAAUGUUGAACAGGAACUUUGUCUUUUAUUUCUCAUAAAAAGAAUCUUUGUUAACCUAGAACUCAGGUUCAUGCACAUCAGUACAUGUGCAGAAAGCCCCGUAGAAAACAUCCCAUUAUCCUUGAAAGAACUGUUAGGAAUAAGAAAACCAAACCCAAAACCCAGCAAUGGCAGGGAGAGUUGGAUCCCUUGUGCCCACUGCCAUGUCCCUCCUGAUCCCUGUGUGAGUGUUUGGAGUGGAGGGUGCUGCUGUGGCGCAGUGGCAGAUCUGUAUGCAAAAUGAUGCCAGUCAGGGCCUGCACAGUCUUCAUAUACCGCGCAACAUCUUUAGUCCAGUCCUUUCCACACUUUAAAUUCCCCCAAGGCUGAUGGUCCUAUGCAGAGUGCAAAAAUGCUAAUUAAUAGAAAAUUACAGUUCCAUACGAUUUAACACAAGUCACUGCCAAAGAAAUCUAAGCAAAGGUUUCCACAUGUCACAAGGAGUUAAGAUGCUGUAGAAGAAGCUCGCACCUGCUUCAGGAGGCCUGUUAUUUCAGAAGCUUGAACUCAAACGGGUCCAUCUCAAACUGUAGCCCUUCUAAAUCUGCCUGUUUUGUACCUGGGUACAAGACAUGAGCUAAGGGUGAGGAAGUGGCAAAGGGAAAGCAGCACGGAGUGAUUCACUGAGACCGCUGUGCAGGGGUUCUGACACAUCUUCACUUGCAGGGUAAAUAGGCCCAAGGGACAAAGUGGUCAUCCCAUUUGAAUAUAAUGACCUGACAGUUUUGCCACUCUUAAUUUUCUCUCCUUGGUCAGCUUUAAACUUCCGUCCCCUGGAAGCAUGGAUCUGGGCUGUAGCAUCAGGAAAAGUAGUCCUGGAGGCAGCCAGUCCUACUUGGACUCAUGGUUCUUGGAGGAAGCGAUCUGUGAGGAGGGCAGGAGUCUGGAGUCCAGGAGACACAGGUACAAAGCUCUGCCUCCGCACGUGCACUUGGCAGGUUGCAGGUGCUGUGUGUGCCUCGGUGCUACCGUCAGAGAAGCAUCAAAAUCACAGUAUUACAGACUGCGAAGGUAGUUUGUAGGUGCUGGGGGAUGGUAAACCAAUGCACUUAGUCCUUAAGUAACACUCUGCAUCUGUAGAUUCAAAACCGGUCACACCCUCAGCACGCACUGUGGGGGAAGCAGGUGGCAUUUCAGCAGCCAGCUGAAAUUAUACAGAGACUCCCCUGGCCCGUCAUGCUGCAGAGAAAGUGAAGGCUUCUCUGUCUCUUCUGCUGCUUGCCUCCUUCAGUCCUGCCAUCCAUAAACAACUGGGGGGAGUUUCGGGUGUUACUAAUCUUAAUAAAGAGGUUUUAGGAAUGUUUUGCAUCUCUGGAGCUUUCAUAACAUAUACUAAUAGAGGCUUUUGGCAAGAGCGGUAAAGCAAAUUGCUCCCACCCUCCCUUAGCGUGUGGUAAGCAGUGUCUGUCCCAGAAGCCACGUGACUGAAAGUCUGAAUGCAGCACAGCACCUGGUAAGCUGGGAAUGCCCUUGUGAAACACCCAGGCCUCUGCCCUCCCACACUCACUUUGCCCAUCGUCUCUGCCAACUCGGGCAGUUCUCGCGAGCCACUUAUUUUUGAGCUGUUGGGGAAUGUUCUGUCAUUGGGGUUGCACAUCCUUGCACCAUGGUUGCCUCUAAGCCUUAAUUUCCUUUGCUUUUGAGGGCUUGCAUCAGACUUUCAGGCACUAUUGAACAGAGACAUUUGUGUUUAUCUGCCUACCUGGUAAGGGAAAGGUAAGCAAUUUUUAUGCUUUAAAUGCCUCUCAUAUCUCCCCAAGGGCAUUUAGUUAUCUCAUUCCUUAGCUGUCAAUACACUUGUAGUGGGUGUAAGUUACAGUUUCCUCCUGUUUUAUCUGCAGAGCAAUCUGAAGCCCAGCCGAGUUCAUAGUGCAACACAAAGUGAUAUACCUUAGAACAAGUAGCAUCAGGACUUCACACCACUGCCUUUUCCUCAUGGUUUUAAAUUAAAUUAAAAGUUUGUGAUCAUUUCAUUUAGAGCGAACACCUUUUUCAGAUGCGGCUGUCUGUGUUCAGGCAGUGCUAGUGAAGUGUUGGAGGUGUGAAAGACAGACCCAAUGUUUCCCACUUGUGGUGGCAGCAGGAAUGACAGCAGAGCAGUCCGUGCCCCAACAUGGGUACAGCCAGGGCAGCUCUUGCAGCCAGAGCACUGGCUGCUCUCAGGUGCUCAGAGUAUGUCAGGAGCAAAUUCUCCUGCCCUCCCAACCCUCUCACCCAAGUGACUGGCCUAGGAGGACAGGAGAAGAAAAUGGGGUCCUGCCUAAGAAGGUUUUGGUGACACCAGCCCCACUGAGGUUAUUCUGGGAAUCAGACUGAACUGAGACAUGUUGUAGUUUUUUCUUGCUUGUGACACAUCAUAUGACUCACAUCCUUUUUACCAAAGUCUGGGGAAAGUGUAUGCAGGGAGGAGGAGAUGCAGAAUGGGAAGGUCAUGAAAUGCAGUAAAGCUUAUCUGAGUCUCCCUAGAGUUUCGUGCAGGAUGAACAAGCCUUGCACAUCCAGUGCCUUUUUCUGAUAUACAUUGAGGACUAUUGGGAAGAAAAAUCACUGCAAGACCACCAGGUGCCAGGGUGUAUUUUGUGCCAGGCAAUCUUGGCUUUACGCGCUGCCGUUCUGCCUGGUUGCUGUUCAGAAUUGUGAUCAGACAAAGCAGCAAACAAGGGUGAUGUCUGUAGGUGAUUGGAACUGGGAGAUGGCAGAGGAUGGAAGAGUGCUGGUGACAGAGAUGUGGCUGGGAGAUGAGCUACGCAGCAUCCAAAUGGGAGCAAGGGGAAGAGAAAGGCUGGGUCUUAAAGUGGGCCAAUGAGGGUUGCUGCAUGCCACUAGAGGAAUGGGACCGAUUUGCAAGAGAAGAGCCUGGAAGGCUGGGAAGUACAAUACAGCCACAAUUCAGGGAUUGAGACGCAACUCAGGAUCUGUCAUGGCCCUUCUGAAGAGGCCAGGAUAGUAAGCUGUGCCCUCUUUACCUGCAGAACUAUCUUCAGUGAGGACAGUAACCUGGUCUGGCUCAGACAGACAGCGCUUACUGCAGUGCACCGCUUGCCUGAGUAUCCCUGUGUGGGAGAUAGCAUCUUGGAUGGGAGGCUGUGUAUGUUUUCUGGUCAAGGGUGCACCGGAGUGAAGGAUGUGGGAGCUGGGGGAAACCAGCUUGACACACAGAAGUCCACGGGGACAGUGUUUGGAUCUGUGUAAUGUGCAGACCCCAGGGGUUUGGUACCUCUUAACUUCAGAGGGCACCAGGUAGCGGAGACAAGAUCUCUUUUAGAUGCAACGUAUUUGGAGAGAGCAACAAUACACAUUCCUAUGAAGACUCUCUCAGCUGCCCAGAUAGUAUUUAAGGUUGGGUCAGCUAUUAUUUCUUGAAUGCUUUACUAGCAUCUGACCUUAUGCUAGCACAGCUGUAGCCUGAAGUUACACUUCUUCGAGGUACUUGGUUUGGAGCUUAGGACGUACUGUCAGACUACUUUGCCCCACUGUGCUCCCAGUAGUGGGCUAUUCACAUGCGGAUUAGGAGUGAUACAACUUGGUGCUUCUGCUUCUCCUACACUAAGGGUUCUUACUGUUCCAAGCCAGAGCUUUCCUCUGUACAAAUGCAGCUCCUCCAUUCCCCCAGAGCUAGCUACAUAGUCAGUUAAAUAUGUGCCAACUGGGGUAGAUGUGCGUUGCUUUUAAUACAGUAUUUAGCUUAGAAGGAACUUUCGGCCUUUCUCUAACCCUGCUGAGAGGAUAUGUCCUGAGGUAGACUGUUAAAACAUAAGAGAUUAGUGUUAUGACUUCUUUUUGAAAGGUAUUUUUAGAUUUACUGCAGAAAAUACGCAGGAUUAGGGAUAGGUAUCUAAUUAUUAACCAUGAAAACACCCUAUUUUGCAACCCUGAAAGAAUUCCUAAGAAAAAUCUAGAUUUUUCUGUGUGUACGCGUGUGCAUCAUCAUCUUCAUUCAGCUGGAGUGGAAGUUUAUAUGAAGGAGGAAGAAAACCUACCUCUAGGUAAGAUGUAGCAACAAGAACUCCCAGCAGUGUCAUUCCCUUUCUCUAGCUGAAUGAGCACUACACAGCAUAGGCCUAUGGAAAUGAUGACAACAAUAAUGUAUUAUUCCUUUGAUUUAUAGUUCCCCAGCAAAUGCUCUGAAGAUGUACCAACUCCACCAACAAUUUGUAGAAGCCAUGAAGUAGAAGCAUUGUGGUUAACUCUCAUCUCCGUGGGGAAUGAAAAGUGCUGUUGAAGAGAUGACUUUAUGGACUCGAAAGAGGUGCCGAUGGACAGACCAGCACGCAGGACUGAUGGCAUCUGCACGCUUCUGUAGAUCUAAGAAAAUGCUCCUGACAUGAGAAGGAGUAUGAUUUGUUACCUCUGGCAGGCAGUCCUGGGCACAACAGUGAUCCCAUUAUGUGGGCCUGGUGAAAUGGAGAACUGCACAACAGCACUCAUCCAGACGGAGAACAGUCCACGUGUGGCUCAAGUUGGGAUUACUAGGUGCGAGCCUGAAAUGAAGGACUACUGCUUCCACGGGCAGUGCGUGUACAUAGUGGACUUGGAUGAGCACUACUGCAGGUGUGACGUCGGCUUCUCCGGUGUCCGAUGUGUGCAUUCAGAACUCGUCAGACAACCCCUCAGUAAGGAGUAUGUGGCACUGACCGUUAUCGUCGUUCUGCUUUUCCUCACCGCCAUCUCUAUUGCAAGCUACUACAUCUGCAGAAGGUACCGAAACAGGAAGAGACAAGCCAAUGCCAGUGAAUACAAGGAAGUUGGUGCCCUGUAGAAGAAACGGUGGCUUCCUACUGUGAUUCCAUUCAUCUGGAUGGACUUGGUGGCUUCCCAUCUAUUUAAAUGUUAUUUUAUUAACAAUAUAUACAAUAUUUAUAUCCUUUAAAAAAUUUCAAUUGUUUGGUGAUUCAAUCAGUGUAGGUCAAGCAUUUUAUUUUCAGUGUUUUAUUUUUUUAUUAAAUAAUAUUUCCUAAUGAGAACCCCUCCUAAGUGGUUCUGUGGGAUAGAGAUAUAUUUUUAUAAAAGCUCAUUUUCUUACUCUGAAGAGUAAUUUUAUAUUUAUUCUUGUGAAUAUGCUCAAAACAGUUCUACUGCUUGAAAUAAAAG